Messenger RNA from Ornithodoros turicata, 2100 nucleotides. RefSeq lists its product as uncharacterized. The transcript has 13 exons. The coding region runs from base 421 to 2100 and encodes 559 amino acids. NCBI's taxonomy places the organism in Eukaryota, Metazoa, Arthropoda, Arachnida, Ixodida, Argasidae. The record is from RefSeq and is a predicted model, not a curated record.
UCCCACAAUGCCAGUCCCUGGGAGGAACCGCGGACGCUUUCGUCAGAUAUGCUUCUAAAAUUCGCCGGAGAUCCGCCGUCGGAGGAGCGGGGGGGGACACAAAAAGUGAAACCGAAACGACAGGCUACGAGACACGUACAGACCGCCAUCUGGUUGAGCGGGAACGCGCAGAAAGCGUGCGAAUUGCUUCCUCUCAAAAUAUUUGGGUGCCAAACAUCCAUUAUGUGAGUUAUUUGUCAUAUGUUUUUGUUGUUACAAAGACCUUUAUGGACAUAAGCACCAUCAGCACAUUUGGGUACGAAACUAUUCCCUGACCAAAACGACCAACCAAAAACCAGCCACCGGUCGAGGCGGGAAACCAGCCGUGAAUGGCGUCCACAUGUUGUCGUUGGCAUCUUGAAGGUGAUAUUUUUAGCGAGGAUGAGCGAAAAAGGGUCAUUCCCAUUUCGAAUUAUUAAGUUUCCUGAAGAAGGCAGUGCCAUCGCACUUGUACAUGCCAGUUGGAAACGUGACGGGAAAUGCGCAUGGCCAAAUGAGAAAAACCCGAGGCGCCUCGAGCAGAUGGUCUUGAGAGGUGCGGAACCCCAGCCUGACUGGCAGCUGCAUGACUGCAUUGAAGUUGCAAAAUUUGACACCUAUAAGGAAGCACGAAUAAAGCUGCGGUGUGCUGAAGAUACAUCUGAUAUCUGCAGUGACCGCGAGUACGGCCGAGGAAAAAGGAAGAAGAAGCGCAAAGUAUGGUCUGAUGAAUCCCACGAGGUCAGCAGUUUCUCAGAUGACGACGAUGGCAAUUACCAGACAUCCGUUCUCCCGCGACCACCGACACCGCCUGAGACAGCAUUUCUUGGUUUAUACCCCAUGUCAACACCAACAGCUGAACCGGUUCUUCAAAGCUACGUACAGGUCGCUAAUUGUGGCAGAGGCUCCUAUGAGCAGUUGCAAGCCUGUCCAUCGCUUGUUGGCGGUUCCGCACGUCCCAGGCCCUCAUCUCAGCCACAGCCUUCACGUCUGCCUGCCUCCUCGCAACACCAGGUACGCAGUGGACAACCACCAAGCUCUACCUCGCACGCACAUGAAACAUCGCAUCACGAACUCUCAACAUCCCAGCAAUGGCCGUCUACCAGUUUGCCGGCACGUCGCGGCUCAACAUCAGGUCCGUCCACACAGCAGCAUGAAUUCUCGUCAUCGCAACCAUGGUUGCCGCGCCCACCUUCAUUGCAGCAUCAGGGCUCUAUACUGACCUUGCCCUCAGAAGGACCUGAAGCACUGCAACAUGAACCUUCGUCAGCUGAGCCAUGGCAUCUGCACACUGGCGGUACAACCCAGCAUCAAGGUAAUGGCUUCCAUGGUGGGUGCGAAAGACAGCCACUAAGUGCCACAAGUGGCCCACCAUUGCACUGUUGUGAAACGCCACCGCAGACAUUGUUGCAAGCUCAGUCAUGGGACCCUUCUCCUCGUGGGGCUUCUGAGGACCAAGGUGUCAGGGGCCAAAACACGAAGCACCCACGAGCAGCAGAUCGCACAUCAAGCCACGCGUACCAGAACUUAAGCUCAGGAUACUGUCAGGAAACGCUAACACUUCUGCACACCAUAAGGCUAGUGCAGCAAAAGCAAAGUGAGCAGUUGCUGGUCAUUAUCAGCAAGCUGAACAGCAGCACCACUGUUGAUCAACUGUCGACUGCAAGCUGCUUCGAUGAGCAGAUUAAAACUACAGAGGAGCUCAUGGCCUUCGAAGAGGAGCUAAAGAACAACCCUGAGAAAAGAAACCAACUUUGGGCUUCUUUGCAGAAGCUCUUUAUGAAAUUCAUAGGAGGCUCUGAUGUAGGAGAGAAAACAAGCAGGAUCUUGUCAAAAUUGCUGUCGAUCAACGUGGGCAAGGAUUUCAGCCUCCAUGGUACGAAAGGGAAACGAAAGUUCACCGACCUCCAGAUAUGGAAGCUGAUGUGCGGUUGCUUGGUGCCAGUGAACCAACAGCAAGCUGAAAAGGAAGGUACUAUGAAAAACGUAGAAAAAGCUGCACAGUCAUGGUUGCGUCAUGCCCCUGAUACCUACAAAAAGCAACAAGCCAAAGCAAGUGGAGAAAGUGCCAGUCAGCAGUAA